Messenger RNA from Cadophora gregata, 630 nucleotides. RefSeq lists its product as uncharacterized. NCBI's taxonomy places the organism in Eukaryota, Fungi, Ascomycota, Leotiomycetes, Helotiales, Ploettnerulaceae. The record is from RefSeq and is a predicted model, not a curated record. Bases 1 to 630 code for a protein of 209 amino acids. Gene Ontology annotation, biological process: mitochondrial electron transport, NADH to ubiquinone. The transcript is spliced from 3 exons.
AUGCUUUCUACCGCCAGAUCAAGAGCGGUUUGGCAGCUUUCCAGGACAGUUCAGUCCUCGGCGAGGCGAGCAUACUCCUACUCUGCAAACGACAAGCAGGGAAUCAACACACCUGCGAAUUCUUCGAAGCCAGUGCCCAACGUCUCCAAGACCAACGAGAUACCAAUUGAGUCAUCUCAGAGCGAUGCUACUUUGCAGGAGAAUGCGGCUGAGGGUGAGAGGGUGAGGGCACAGCAAGCACCAAACAGAGUUGCUGUCUGGUCGCGGAGUCAAAGCCCCAGGGCAAACGCCAUGUCAGGACCUAGAUUCGAGCAGACUGUCAUGGAUCUACAGCCUCAACCACAAGCUGCCAUCAAUCUGAUCCACCAGCAACCAGUUCGGUGGACACACGACCGAGUUGUAGUUUGCGACGGUGGUGGAGGGCCGUUGGGACAUCCUAGAAUUUUCAUCAAUACCGACAAGCCGCAGAUCUGUAUGUGUGAAUACUGUGGUUUGCCUUAUGCAAACGAACAUCACAGAAAGCAUCUUGAGUCUCUCCCAAGCACUACAUACCCGCUUUCUCCACAAGGAAAUGCUGCCGAGGUACCUGAGUCUCAACGCAAUACGCACGAGGCUCUGGGACAAAGAUGA